AUGGCUGCUGCACUUACAGCUCUUUCGUCCAGAUGGCCACGGCUAGUCUUGCUAGUGGUAGCUCUAUGCUGCCUGUUUUCCCCUGCUGCGUCUGUAAAGCACGAGAACUUCAAGACCUGUGACCAGUCAGGUUUCUGUAAACGCAACAGAGCCUAUGCCGAUUCGACCGCCUCUCUCUCCUCCUCAUGGACCAGCCCCUACGUCCUCGACUCUGCCUCCGUCACUUUCUCCAAGGGCCAGUUGUCAGGAACCAUUCUCAAGACUAUUGCCGCUUCCGAUCAACCUGUUCGUCUGCCUGUCACUAUCUCAUUCUUCGAAUCCGGUACCGCCAGAAUUACUGUCGACGAAGAGAAGCGUCAGAAGGGUGACAUUGAGCUCCGCCACGGCUCAAAGGCCAGGAAAGAGCGUUACAACGAGGCCGAGAAAUGGGCUAUUGUUGGUGGAACCAAACUCAGCUCUGGUGCUGCUACUGCCAAAGAUGCUGAAUCUGGUACUACCAAGGUCGUCUACGGUCCUGGAAGCAAGUUUGAGGCUAUCGUCACGCACUCGCCGUUCGGUAUUGAAUUCAAGAGAGACGGAGAGACCCACAUCAGACUGAACGACAGAGGAUUGCUGAACGUCGAGCACUGGCGCCCCAAGGUCGACAAGCCACAAGAGGAGAAGAAGGAAGGUGAAGCUGAAGACACUGAGGCAAAGAAAGAGACGACCGAAGAUGAAAGCACAUGGUGGGACGAAGCCUUUGGUGGAAACACCGAUACCAAGCCGCGAGGCCCUGAAAGUGUAGCCCUUGAUGUCACAUUCCCUGGCUACGAACACGUCUUCGGAAUUCCAGAGCACACUGGCCCCCUUUCUUUGAGACAGACUCGUGGCGGCGAAGGCAACUUCGAUGACCCCUACCGCUUGUACAACGCCGACGUUUUCGAGUAUGAGAUGAACAGCCCCAUGACUCUCUACGGCGCAAUUCCCUUCAUGCAGGCUCACAAGAAAGACUCGACUGUCGGAAUUUUCUGGCUCAACGCUGCAGAGACCUGGAUCGACAUUGUGAAGUCCAAGUCGAGUGCCAACCCUCUCAGCCUUGGUAUUGGGUCUCAUACUGACACACAGACCCAUUGGUUCUCCGAAUCUGGCUUGCUUGAUAUUUUUGUCUUCCUUGGCCCCACACCCAAGGAUGUCGUCUCGUCCUUCUCCGAGUUGACUGGUUACACUCAGCUACCUCAACAGUUUGCUAUUGCUCACCAUCAGUGCCGUUGGAACUACGUUACCGAUGAAGACGUCAAGGACGUUGAUCGUAAGUUUGACAAAUCUCAAAUUCCUUACGACGUUAUCUGGCUCGAUAUUGAAUACACGGACGGCAAAAAGUAUUUUACCUGGGACCCUCUGACCUUCCCCAACCCGCUCGGUAUGCAGAAGCAGCUCGAUGACCAUGAGAGAAAGCUUGUCGCCAUUAUCGAUCCUCAUAUCAAGAACGAAGGCGGAUACUCUGUUGUGGACGAACUCAAGUCCAAAGAUCUCGCAACUCACAACAAGGAUGGCAACAUUUACGAAGGAUGGUGCUGGCCUGGCUCUUCUUACUGGGUUGACUGUUUCUCGCCCGCCGCCCGUAAUUGGUGGGGUCAGCUGUUCCAGUAUGCGAAGUUCAAGGGUUCUGCUCACAAUCUUUGGUUGUGGAACGACAUGAAUGAGCCGUCAGUUUUCAACGGACCAGAGACUACCAUGCCUAAAGACAACCUGCACCAUGGUAACUGGGAGCACAGAGAUGUACACAAUCUCAACGGCCUCACACUUGUCAAUGCCACUUUCGAAGGAUUGGUCGCACGUAACAAGGAAGAAGAGAAGGCUGGAGGAGUCAGACCCUUCGUCUUGACCCGUUCGUUCUAUGCAGGCUCGCAGCGUAUGGGGGCCAUGUGGACUGGCGAUAACCAAGCAGACUGGGAGCACCUUGAAGCAUCUCUUCCGAUGGUGCUAUCUCUAGGUGUAUCUGGAUUCCCCUUUGCUGGCGCUGACGUCGGCGGGUUCUUCGGCAAUCCUUCUCGAGAGCUGCUCACUCGCUGGUACCAAGCCGGAGCUUUUUACCCAUUCUUCCGCGCUCAUGCUCACAUUGAUACUCGCCGCCGUGAGCCUUAUCUUCUGCCCGACCUCGAAAGAGGUAUCGUCACGCAGGCCCUGAGACUUCGCUACGCUCUUCUUCCUGCAUGGUACACUGCCUUCCAUAAUGCAAGCAGAACUGGCGCACCAAUUGUGCAGCCAAUGUAUUACGCACACCCUGGAGAUGAGAAGGGCUUUGCUAUCGACGAUCAGAUGUAUCUUGGAUCGACUGGUCUGCUGGUCAAGCCCGUCACGAAAGAAGGCGCAUCCAGCGUCGAGAUGUAUCUGCCAGAUGGUGAGAAGUACUUUGACUACUCAGACUACACAAGCUACAGCGGGCCUGGUCAUGUCAAGAUCGAGGCACCUCUGGAGAAGAUUCCACUGCUCAUGAGAGGUGGUCACAUUGUCCCCAGACGUGACCGCCCAAGAAGAUCUAGUGGACUCAUGAAGUUCGACCCGUUCACGCUUGUCGUGGUCCUCGGCAAUGAUGGCAACGCAGAAGGCGAGCUUUACCUUGAUGAUGGCGAGUCUUAUGACUAUGAGCAGGGCGCGUACAUCCAUCGUCGGUUCAGGUACACUGGCUCGACACAGUCGCUCGCGUCGGAGGAUCUUGGCAGCAAAGACAAGAAGACGGGGCAAUACCUCAAGCAGAUGAAGGAGGUCAAGGUGGAAAAGAUAGUGAUUGUCAAUGCACCUCAGUCGUGGAAGAGUAAGACGGAGGUUGAUGUGUCGGAGGAGGGAGUCAGCAGCAGCGGUGAGAGCAAGAAGAGUGGACUCAGCUUUGUUAGUGGGGAAUCAGGCAAGGCAGAUUGGGCAGUGGUCAGAAACCCGGGAGUUGGCAUUGGCGGAGGGUGGAAGAUCGACUUUGCAUAG
Aureobasidium namibiae CBS 147.97 is the source of this 2958-nucleotide messenger RNA. Its product is annotated as alpha 1,3-glucosidase. Gene Ontology annotation, molecular function: carbohydrate binding; alpha-glucosidase activity. The record is from RefSeq and is a predicted model, not a curated record. Lineage: Eukaryota; Fungi; Ascomycota; Dothideomycetes; Dothideales; Saccotheciaceae. Gene Ontology annotation, cellular component: glucosidase II complex. The coding region runs from base 1 to 2958 and encodes 985 amino acids. Gene Ontology annotation, biological process: carbohydrate metabolic process; N-glycan processing. The transcript is spliced from 3 exons.